AUGGCCACUGCACUCGAUUUCCCCGGUAAUUGUACGACGAAUGUGUAUACACUUAAUGAUUUUGGCGAGAUUGCUUAUAUUGUUUGCACCGUCGCCAAUCCCCCAAACCAGGAUCACUCAGUGUUCAGCAAUACGCCAGAAAACAUACUAGCUCGUCUCAGAAGAACAGAACGACAAUUCAGAGAUGCGUCAAUCCUUGCUGCACUUGAUAUCGAAGCACUUCAACUGUUUACGUUUUAUAAAAAAGUCGAUAUCGCAAAUGCCAAAGACCAGAAGACUUUGCUAAGCAAAUUCGGCUUUGUCCUUCGAAGCAAUACCUGUACCAUCGCCUAUAAGACUGCAGCACGGCUUCCAGACUUGAUGAAACCAGAUCAGUCUCGUCUCUACCGGUUAUUUACCACUGCGAUCAUCUCUAGCCUCAAGAUUUCUCCAUCAAACGAAUGCGAACUUCAAUCCCUGGGGCCAAAUCUGUACUUGGCCGAGCACAUGUCAUCCGGAUCAGAUGUCCAUGAGUUCAACUCUUUGAGUAAAUGGAUUCUCCAUCGCGUGGAUCUCCAGGUCAUCCCAAGUGGCCAUAUUAUUUUGACAAUUGCCAGAGAUCAUGACUUGUCGUUUAUGAGACUGACAGAUGCUCUAUCACAUGGUGGACUUUCUGCAAGAACAGCAAGAUCCAUGCCUCUCUAUCUGGCUCCUGUUGGUAUCAUCGCUCGUCUCGAUACUUCCUGCCUUAUGGAUCUUGAUUCUCCCAUGGAAGAUUGCGUCCAAUCACCAGGUGAUGAGUCGUCGACUGCCCGAAAAGAAGUAUGGAAAGAAAUGCUUCCGUUGUGGCUAAAAGAUCGGAUCAAUUUUGCAGCUGAUCUCAAAGACUCCCUCUGGAUAGAAGUACAGGUUCCUGUUCGAGGGGAUGAUGCGCAAGCGGAAGAAGGUUCACAGGAUUCUUCCUCAGAGCCUGUAAUAUUCGAAUCAAUUUCGUGGAGGACUGUAUUUUGGCCUGCCAAACUUUGCUUUCUUCAGCACACAAAGCAAGAAUCAUUUCAGGAGAGCACGGAUGAAAUCGACGAUCCCCUCCAAUUCGUACAAACCUGGAUCAAUGGGACAGUAGAGGUCUCGGCCACAAACACAUCGCAGACCCAGCAGAACAUGUUUGAGGACGAGGACGAACCACUUUUCGCCGAGGAUGGUACUUUUGACGAUCCUGAGCACUUUCAGCCAUUCGGUCCACCAGCAUUUCCAGCCAGCCAAACGAUUUAUCCAACCCCGCCGGACGCCCUCAUGACCCAUGCGACGCCAGGUCUAUCUGUAGACGGUAUCCCGGUAACACCGGCGAACGGCCAUCAUCACAAUGCUACGACACAAUCAGGACAGGAUGAGGAAAUGCCCGAUUUUGACGUUUCCCAUACCUCUGGCACAGGAGCUGGAUACUACGACGAGGACUUAUUUGACGAGAUGCCGGAUGACAAUUUUGGUCAAGAGGGUAACGGAGACGAGCCAAAUUGGGACUUCUUCGAUGACCCUGGGAUGGAUACAAAAGAUGCCUCGACAGGCGUACAGCGGCAGCUCAACGAUGUUUCUAUGACUGGUAAUAACGGCAACGAUGUUGGCGAUCACAAUUACAAGGCAGCUGAAGACAUUGAAAUGUCUCCUACCGACCAAAGAACGAAACCCGAGCAGGUCGCAACUAGUGCAACAGGUGAAAGUACUGUAGACACACUUAAAAAGUUGGACCUCCCAUCGCAGGCCACUAUAAUACCAGAGACCGACUCACAGGCAACACAGAUGGCUCCUCCAACAUCUCCAAAGCAACAAAUCAUCUUCGAAGAGCCCAUGCCCAAAGGCAGCCCACAAUCAAACAAUGACCGCCGUCGCUCAAGCGUCUACGACGGACUGCAAUCCGUUGCAAUCACGUCCGACCGCGACAGCAGAUACGCGUCCGACGGCACCUAUUGGUUCGAUCCCAGCCCAACCACCACCAACCCCAAAACCGCUCUGAAACAGAGCGCAAUCUAUCAGAUGAUGCCUGGAAGCCCCUCGGGUAGUGACGAUAGCUCACUCAGUAGUUACCCAAUGUCACUCGACCAUGGCAGCGCAAAUAACUGGGCAGCCUCAGGGCUCUCGCGGCAAUGGACCGAAUACCACGUCGAAUCUCCAGCCGGGAACGACUUGCACAACGACGACGAUAAAGCAGCGAUAAAGCAAGAAAUACAGCAGUUCUUGAACUCGCUGCCGAAUGGACUCAAAACACCUCCUCUCGCAACAGAUUUUGCUGUGUCCAAGCGUGUCCGGGAAAUCCCAGUCAUGUCGAACCAGAAAUUCCUCCAGGUCGCUCACAUUCUUGUCGAACAAGUUUCUCAAACAUCUCUCAUUCCACAUGCAGAGCACCUGGACCAUCAAGCAAUACCGGAUGAUCAGCUAGACGUCCACGCUGACCUCAGCGGCAUCAACACCUCUGCCUCGUCAUCCAGCCUUUACCAAUUGGUGAAUCUCAGAUCAGAGAGUAAUCAAUCCAGGCCACACGGAAGAAUCACUAAGCUCGCUUCACCACAAGUCCAUGUGCGACGCGCCGAACAGCCGCUAACGGCAUCAACCUCGAUCCUUGGGUUCUGGGAUAUCCUCAAUCUCCAACCGGAAAACGGUGCCAAGGAUGUGACGGCAUUCUGUAUCCAUCCCGAUGCACGAACUGUAGUCGAUGGCUGUUCCAACUUCUUGCAGCGGAUGAAGGAUGCAUACAGCGCAUGUGCUCUUGGUGCACACUCGACCGGCAAUAUUGCAGGUUUGACGAAGACUGGUCUUUUGGCAUGGAAUUUGAAUGAAUCACACCAGGCCAAUCUUCGUUCAAUGUCCAAACGCCUUGGAAGUGCUCUGGCCGCGGCUUCUGACCUGAAAGGCAUGAUAGUUGUGUACAUGAUCAGCAAGUCAGACAGAAUGACUGACUACCUGGAGACGUGUUACGCGUUUCACACCUUGUUCGAGUCAUUCGUACAAGCAACCACAGACAAGAAGAAUGUCACAGAUAUCGCGUUGCAAAUCAUCCCAAUGAGCUUUGUCGCAGAUUCAGAAACCCUGGUGAUUCCUGCUCAGGGUGCAUACCUCAAGCUAGCGCUGGAGGUCUACAACCGUGUUCCGCCGCCACAGUCAGAAGCAGCACCCCCACCAGGGAUCUGUGCCUCCGCAGCCAGUAUUGCAAUGACGGAGGCUUCCGUCCACUUUCGACUUACCACCGAGGUCAGCUCACCACUGUUUCAACACGGCUCAUGUCUCCAUGUCGCGUACUCUACCAGUGAUGACGGUCGGUGGAUCACCGCUGCUUGGACCGAUGCAUGUGGCAAGCUUGGUCUGACGAUGUCCUAUUGUACGCAAAUAUGGAGCUCGAGUCCGAAAAGGCAGCGACAGGAUAUAUUCAAGGAGAUAUGGGAGAUUUCGCACGAUCUGAUCGGCAAGGCGCAAAGUACUUGGCGGUUGUGUGUUGCGAAAACCGACGUCUUUGAUUCCGAGGAACUGGACGAAUGGCGAGAGGCGACUGAAGGAUCGUCCUCAAACAAGAAGAAAUGUGUGCUGGUGUUGCUAUCCGUACGGAUAUAUUCAAUGUUGAAAAUGGUGCCACCUCCUGGCCUAGGAAGGACUGGUGGGCCCAACAUGUAUGGAACACCUGCAUCAACACCACAAGCUGGUGGUAUUACGUCGCCAGAUCAGUUGGUCCCGGCUACUCCAACGCCUGGUGGUAGUGGGAUUGUGAAUGCGCCCACCCCACCCGAACACGGCUAUGAUCCGAAUGCCGACAGCGAUCUCACAUUGAUGGACCCUGCCGAGGAGAGCUGGUCCAUUGUCCUCCCAUACGGCAUCAAUCAAACGACCAACAUGGUGGAACUACGUCCUUCGACACUCACCGGACUAUUGAUGAAACGGAAAGGCGUGAAAGGCGAGGAUGGACACACGUCAAUUGAAGUCAGCUUGUUUCAAUCAAUCCAACCUAAUCCACCUGUGGAUGAACCGUGGACGGAUGAACUUCUCGAAGACAUCAUCAGACAGUAUCGAGGACUGGUCACACUGAGUGUCACACGAGGCUGUAUUCGACCCAACCUCGAUUGUCUUCCAUGGCAUAUUGCGACGGCGAAAAGGGGUGCGUGCGUGCUUGGGCAAGUAAUGUGA
Exophiala bonariae is the source of this 4146-nucleotide messenger RNA. RefSeq lists its product as uncharacterized. The record is from RefSeq and is a predicted model, not a curated record. The transcript has 2 exons. The coding region runs from base 1 to 4146 and encodes 1381 amino acids. Gene Ontology annotation, biological process: positive regulation of transcription by RNA polymerase II. Gene Ontology annotation, cellular component: mediator complex. NCBI's taxonomy places the organism in Eukaryota, Fungi, Ascomycota, Eurotiomycetes, Chaetothyriales, Herpotrichiellaceae. Gene Ontology annotation, molecular function: transcription coactivator activity.